Pseudophryne corroboree (corroboree frog) is the source of this 2230-nucleotide messenger RNA. It is a transcript of the gene URI1, whose product is annotated as URI1 prefoldin like chaperone. Lineage: Eukaryota; Metazoa; Chordata; Amphibia; Anura; Myobatrachidae. The coding region runs from base 99 to 1559 and encodes 486 amino acids. Gene Ontology annotation, biological process: negative regulation of transcription by RNA polymerase II; negative regulation of phosphatase activity. The transcript has 11 exons. The record is from RefSeq and is a predicted model, not a curated record. Gene Ontology annotation, molecular function: chromatin binding; transcription corepressor activity; phosphatase inhibitor activity.
CGAGACGGUGACGCCGGCGGUGUACGUAGCUGGGGGAAUGUGCAGCCCGGAGUGAGGGGACCGGGAGGCGGAACCAGGAACGGGUGUGAGCCCGGAGCAUGGAGGGCGCAGAUGGGGGGAGGCGGCCCAGCACCCGGGAGGUGACCCGACUGCAGCAAGAGCAGAGCCAGGUGGUCAGCAGCUGUCAGGAGAAGAUCCAGCACUGGAAGAAGGUGGAAGGUGACUAUGAUGCUCUUCAGGAGCGGCUGGGAACGUUGCCUGAUAAGUUGUCGCAUGAUAUCAUGGUACCGUUUGGCGCUCUUGCCUUUAUGCCGGGGCGACUUGUCCAAACCAAUGAAGUAACCGUUUUACUUGGGGACAAUUGGUUUGCCAAAUGUUCAGCCAAACAAGCCGCCACUUUAGUUGACCACAGGAAAAAACAUGUCAGGAAAGCAUUGAAGGAUUUGCAAGAUGUCAUAAAGAACUUUGAGUCCAGGGUUGAGUUUACAAAGGAUCUGCAGACAAUGAGCAGUGAAUCCAGCGAGUUCUUUGACAUCCGGGAAAAAGCCAACGAGGCGACAGUGUCUACAAAAGGUAAGCAACGCACCGCUCACCGUCCUCACUCCAAACCAAAGGCCGCACAGAGCUCUCAAGUGGAUUUUCGGGAAGGAGGAAGUGAAGGGUCUGAAAAGGGAUUCGUAGAUGAUGCAGAGCUUUGGGCCAGGCUGGAAGAGCUGGAGAAGCAGGAAGAGUUGCGAGGAGAGCUUACGGAAGUGGCCGAAACUCAUCCGCUCGGCAACGGUUCCUGUUCUGAGGAAAACAAAGAGAAUGGGAAUACCCAUCUAAACGUGGAACAAGAUGACCCUGCUCAGGGCAGCCCUAUAAAAUCAGUGCCGACACUGGACACCACUCGUGUCAAUGGCUCCAUGCCUCAAUAUAGUGAUGAGGAAGAGGACUCGGAAAGCAGUAAAAGCUCUGUGGCCACCAUACAUUUUCUCCAUACAGUUGAACCAAAAAGGGUGAGAAUAAACACUGGAAAAAACACAACUUUAAAAUAUAGCGAAAAGAAAGAAGAAGCAAAAAGGAAAAGAAAAAACAGCAAUGGAAAUGGGCACAGCCUCCCAGAACUGCCAGUCAUCAGGACCCCGGCCGAUAUCUACAGGGUGUUUGUGGACGUGGUAAACGGAGAGUACAUCCCACGGAAAUCCAUUAUGAAGUCCCGGAGCCGCGAGAACAGCAUGUGUAGCGACACCAGCGAAAACAGCUCCCACGAGUUGGAAGAGAGAAGAAGUUUCCUGAGGAACAUUAGCUUUGAAGACUGCGCCUUCAGCGACCACAGCGACGAGGAUGAUCAGACGCAUAAAAAGCCUUCUCCAGUGUAUGGACCAUUAGAGGCAUUUUCAGGAACCAUAAUAGAAAAGGACCCUUUCUCUAUAGCUGUGCCAGUGACCAGUCUUGCCCACCCGGCUCUGCCCACCAUCCAAGAGAAGAGGUCAGAAGAACUGACGCCUGAAGUCCCUGAAGAGGGGGCAAAGAGAGUCUCAAAGUUCAAAGCGGCUAGAAUACAGCAAAGUAACUAACACCUGUUGUAUCCUCCGUUCCGGGGACAUAAUUCAGGCCUGAUCACUCGCUAGCUGGUUUUUGCAGUCCUGCGUGCGCAUAGUCGUCGCCUACAGGGGGAGUGUAUUUUAGCUGUGCAGUGUGCGAUCGCAUGUGCAGCCGAGCGGUACAAAAAGAUUUUGUGCAGUCUCUGCGCAGCCCGGGACUUACUCAGCCGCUGCGAUCACAUCAGCCUGUCCGCGACCGGAUUUGACGUCAGACACCCGCCCUGCAAACACUUGGACACGCCUGUGUUUUUCCAGACACUCCCUGAAAACGGUCAGUUGACACCCACAAACGCCCAAUUCCUGUCACUCUCCUUGCGAUCUGCUGUGCGAAUGGAUCCUUCGCACAAACUGAUCGCUGAGCGGCGAUCCGCAUUGUACCCGUACGACGCGCCUGCGCAUUGCGGUGCAUACACAGUUCUGACCUGAUCGCAGCGCUGCAAAAAACAGUAGCAAGCGAUCAGGUCUGAAUGACCCCCAUAGACACACAGGUCUGACUUGUUUUUUUUACCAGUUCCGUCUGUGCCAGAUGGCGUUUUGUGUACUCGCUGUCAUGUAAAAUGAUUGAGUUGAUCAUUUUGAUAAUCUUCAGAAGAAUUCUGAUUUUUAUUUUCUUUUUUUUCUCAAUAAAUAUGCAAUUCAUUUGA